Paramecium octaurelia is the source of this 699-nucleotide messenger RNA. The record is from the annotation of a GenBank genome assembly. NCBI's taxonomy places the organism in Eukaryota, Ciliophora, Oligohymenophorea, Peniculida, Parameciidae.
AUGUAAAAUAAUAGAACAAACUAUUUACGAAUCAAAUGGCAAGUUAAACAAAGAAUGGGUGCUUACAUUAUUGUCUUAAAUAUUCAUUCUGUAUAUGAAAGUUGAAGAAGUAAAAUGGUUCAGCAUUUUUUCGAUGUCAAAGUUCAAUCAAAGAAGAUGUGAAAUUUAUACUCUUGUAAAUUUAUCGUUCAUUUAUGGUUAUAGUGACCAAGAAGAAAUUCAUUUGCUGCUUUCUAUAAUUAGAAUUGAUGAUGUUAGAAUAAGUGUAGAAGUUCUUAGAAUAUUUUUUUUGUAAACAUACAAUACUGUGAUUCUCAUAAAAUCUAGUAAUAUUAUAGAUAUUUAAAUUAGAGUAGAUAAGAAGAUUAAUAAUGUAAUCAUUCAUUUCUUAUUUGAAAUGAUUUAGUCUUUUAAUGGGCUAUCCUUCUAAGUGGUUUUUAUGUCUCAGAGAUCUCCUGCUUAUCUUAAUUUCCUGUUUCGAUAUCAAUCACAAUUAAAGAUUUCUUAAACUCCACUUUUUUUCUUUAAAAUUUUGUUACUGGUGCCAAUAUUUUUGAAUCUUAUCUUUUUAGGAAUAGCUUAGUUCGUUUUUAGUGUCUCUCAUAUUCAACAGGAGAUGCGUUUCGCGACUCUUGGGCUAUGAUAGGAAUUUCAGGUAAAGAUCUCUAAAAUCUCUUUGGUCUGGCUGGGACUAUUUUA